Schizosaccharomyces cryophilus OY26 is the source of this 3151-nucleotide messenger RNA. RefSeq names its product serine/threonine protein phosphatase Azr1. The transcript has 3 exons. The record is from RefSeq and is a predicted model, not a curated record. Lineage: Eukaryota; Fungi; Ascomycota; Schizosaccharomycetes; Schizosaccharomycetales; Schizosaccharomycetaceae. The coding region runs from base 628 to 1536 and encodes 302 amino acids.
AAUAAAUCGUCGUUUAUAAAACAAAAAUCCAUUUCUAUUUUAGACCAAAAUUUACUAAUUGUAUAUGAAAUUUGUUUAUGUAGCUAUUUAAUUUCAUGUUUUUUAAUGAGUACACACAAAAAUCUCUUAUAACAUGUGAGAUACAAAAAAUCAACGAAAAUUUAGGUCAAUUCUGAUCAGCUAAAGCACUCUAUGGUUAGUGCAAAAACUCCUUCGUUAUUUUUUGAUAAAUGAAAUUGAAUUAACUUUUUACAGUGAGAUGCUUUUCUUUCAUCCGGGUCAAAUUUAUAUAACUAUAGCUAAUCUUGGAAUGAAAGUCUCGUAUACAUUUAAUAAACAGAAGAAAAAAGGAGAAUGUUUUGACGACAGUUUUAAUUGCCUUGGUGUAUGGUACCCACAAGUAAACAAAAAAGAAAACAAAGAGGUGGCCCUUGUCCCAAAAUUUACCGCAGCCUUCAAAGUGUGAUAAAUAUUUUCUUAAAAUAUUUCUCGCAAACCAAAACUUUUUUACGUACUUGCAAAAUAAAGAUCGCUUUUUUUUUAUAUAUAUAUACAAGUUGUUUGUGUGUAAUUCACCGUCAAAGCUACAUACGAAGCAACAAAGGUAUAUAAUACACAAAAAUCACUAUGAUUUUGGCGAGGUCAAUACAACCAAUUUUUCAUGGUAAUCGUUUGAAGUCGGUAUUAUUUAUAAAGAAGAAUUUUAUAUAUACGAUUAGCUCAGCAACUAGUUUCCAAAAAAAGCCGUCCUCGUUCGUAAGUUCCGGAAAUCUUGAUCAUCCAGAUGCAGGAGAAGAUGCCUUUAGUAAUCUAGAAAACUCAAAAUAUGCUUUCAACGUUGUAUUAGAUGGGGUCGGUGGUUGGACAAAUAUUGGUAUAGACCCAUCAAAGUUCUCUUGGGGAUUAAUCCGAGAACUUGAGAAGGAAUUCAAAAAGUUUGGCAAUAAGUUUCCUGACCCCCUUUCUGUUAUGACUAACGCCUUUGAUUCUUUAAAAAAAAGCAAGAGUAUAAGAGCUGGCUCCUCGACAGCAUGCGCCACACUUUUUGACAAGCAAUCAGGUAAACUUCAUUCUCUAAAUUUGGGUGAUUCUGGUUUCUUAAUCCUUCGUGACGGAUCAAUAUUGUAUGAAUCAACUCCUCAAGUUCUUCAAUUUAAUAUGCCCUAUCAACUUGCUAUUUACCCGUCUUCUUACUCAUCGAGGGAUGAAAUUACUCCCAAUAUGAGUGACUUAACUCAACAUCAACUACAGAAUGGAGACUUGAUUAUACUAGCUACAGACGGAGUGUUCGACAAUCUAGAUUCAGAGUCACUUCGGCAAGUUGCUGAGAAGGUUUUAUCAAAUAAUACUAAAAAUGAAAACUCUACAAGAAUUUUGGCUGAUUCCAUUUGCAAGACUGCUGUCACAAAUUCCAAAAAUACCAAAUGGGAUUCACCGUUUUCUAAAGCAGCAAGGAGUUAUGGAUUUCAGUAUCGUGGCGGAAAAGUCGAUGACACUACGACAACAUGCAUGCUCGUGAAAGAGGUUCAAAGUUGAAUCUGUUUGCAGACGUAAUAAAUCGGCUUUUGCUAAACUUUAUUCCAAAUCUUCGGGUCCAAAGGAAUCUGGGAGCAGCUUGAACAGAAGUUAGUUUCAUCUCAACUGAACUCGUAUCACGAACCUCUGCAAUUGAUUUCGUCUGAAAAGUACCAUCAGGAUUAAACAGAAAGAUAUCAAUAUCCUUGGAAAAUUCGCGAAUUCUGUUAGCUGUAAAUACAUUUGUAAAAUUGCUUGAAUUUACUUACACUUGACGACAAAUACCGCAUGGAGUAACUCUUCCUUUGUCGCUCAUAACUCCUAACGCCAUAAAACGUUUCCUUCCCAUACUCUAUAUAUAUUUUUUGUCAAUUGAAAUUUUUGUCUAGUUAUACUUACCACUGCUUUCGUUAUAGCAACUCGCUCAGCACAUACGCCAGCGCCAUAAGAUGCGUUCUCAACUAUAACGUAAGUUAAAUUCUUUUGAGGAGAUUACUUACCGUUUGCACCGUACACGAAAGUUUUUCCAUCUUCACAUAAUACACAAGCUCCUACUGCAAACUUUGAAUAUGGACAGUAGGAAAAAUCUAAGCUGAGCUUUACAUGCUCAAACAAACGUUCUAUAAGUUCCUGAUUCAUUAUUCACAAAAUUUCGGCCCCUUUUUAUUUAAUAAAAGAAAAAAAAAAAAAUUGUGCAGAGUAUUCAUUCAUUUCUCACAUUAUCAACAUUUAUACUAUAAGCUUUGAUAAAAAAAAUGGGUAGAUGAAAUCAAUAUCCGCGGUGUACCAGCGGCUUUACCGGACUCUACUCCUUUAGUUGAAAUUACACAAAAACAAGAACAAAAAUAUUAAUUCCUUAAAAGAAACGCAUAAAAAAGGCUUAAAAACCCACCAAAAACCUUUUAUUAAAAUAUUAUAUAUAUAAAAGACAAAAUUAAAAUCACCGCUCUUUAAGCGUUUUGUUGCGCUUUUCUCUGCGUCUCCGACGAUCAAUGACCUUUUGAUGAAGCUUAGCUUGCAAAAGCUCCAUUCGUUCUUUUUCAGCUUUAGCUUCGCGGCGUGCACGAAUCCUCUGAGCAUGUGCCUAAAAACUUAGUUAAUAUAAGUCGAAAAUUUUAUAGAUCAUUUUACUUACAGAUCUCUCCUCGUCUUUUUCUUCUUUUAAUUUCCUUUCGCGCUCUUUUAUUUCGUCUAUCUUUCUUUUCUCUUCCAUUCGUUUCUCAUAUGAAGAUUUUUGUGUACCAGAUAAUCCUGACCUACGAUAUGCCGAUUUCUCCGCUUUCCAAGGUUUCCCUGUUUGUUAGACGCGCUCAAUUCCCAAAAAAAACUCAUUCUUUAUACCUGAAACAAUACUUUUUCCUGCCAUUCUGUAUUUGGUUAUGGUUAGGUGUUGAAAGAUUUAUUAUUCAAUAUAGCUUCAACCUCACUAGAAUUCGUUAAAUGCUAUUUUGUAUGUAUAUAUCUAUUUGUUCACAAUUUGGAUUGCAGUACAAUCAUAUUGAAACAAAGUGUGUGUGACAUGUUCCUAUAGAAUUGAAUGCUUUAUUUUCGAAAGAGAUAAUUUUUUAUAGAUAAAUUUUGAUAGCAGUCUUUGCUGCCAAGUUAAUCUUCUUGGUGUACCAUUGUAAGAGAAUUU